Cladocopium goreaui is the source of this 3744-nucleotide messenger RNA. NCBI's taxonomy places the organism in Eukaryota, Dinophyceae, Suessiales, Symbiodiniaceae. The record is from the annotation of a GenBank genome assembly.
ACGCCACAUGUUCUUGGAGAGCUUGACCUUGGAAUUUGUUUCAAUUUGAGCACCUUUGACAUUCUCAAUUGGAAAGCUACAGAAAUUAGCUCUUUCAGUUUGCGCUUGGAAUUUUGUGUCAUUCUUCAGCAUCUUUAUGUUCUUCCGUAGCGUUUUUGCGAGUUUUUCCUCAAGCCACUCAGGGACGCUUUUUAGCUCAGGGGUGUCGGCAUUGCCAUGGCGCUCAAAUCCGGUGUAUCCGCUUGCCUCAUCCUUGCAUUGUGCGUGAGCUGCGAGAACCUCGGCAAGGAGACUGAGAAAAGCCGAGCGCCUUUCCUCCCCAGGUCCGAGAACCUUGGCAAGGAGACUGAGAAGAGUGGAGGAUUCUGGUUCCCUCGGUCCGAGAACCUCGGCAAGGAGACUGAGAAGAGCGGAGUGCCCUUCCUCCCUCGGUCCGAGAACCUUGGCAAGGAGACUGAGAAGAGUGGAGGAUUCUGGUUCCCUCGGUCCGAGAACCUCGGCAAGGAGACUGAGAAAAGCCGAGCGCCUUUCCUCCCCAGGUCCGAGAACCUUGGCAAGGAGACUGAGAAGAGUGGAGGAUUCUGGUUCCCUCGGUCCGAGAACCUCGGCAAGGAGACUGAGAAGAGCGGAGUGCCCUUCUGGCCUCGGUCCGAGAACCUCGGCAAGGAGACUGAGAAGAGCGGAGUGCCCUUUCCUCCCUCGGAGACUGAGAAAAGCGGAGCGCCUUUCCUCCCUCGGUCCGAGAACCCUGGCAAGGAGACUGAGAAGAGUGGAGUGCCCUUCCUCCCUCGGUCCGAGAACCUUGGCAAGGAGACUGAGAAGAGUGGAGGAUUCUGGCGAGCUGAGCUGCGCUCGCUCUUCCGAGCUGCCGUGGUGGACGUGACGCCCAAGGGAGGCAGUGGCUUCUUGAGAGCCCGGACCACCAGCAAGGUCUCACAUGUCCAAAGUUACAUUGAGGUUUGUUCUGGUGCUGGUUUUUCUGGCCUGGGGUUCAAGCAUGCCGGUUUUCACCCAAAAUGUGCUGUUGAGUUGCAACCAAAAUUGGCAGAGCUUCACCGCAGCAUUCACCCAGGGAUCCCAGUCAUCAAUGCAGACAUCACGGAUGAUCGAACGGCAGCCUUGAUUCACCAGGUGUGCCCCGAGCCCACUACGCUCAUGGCUGGAAUAGCCUGCCAGCCUUACAGCCGAGCUGGAAAGCAAGAUGGAGGCAGUGAUGUUCGAGCAGCCACACUCCCUGCAACACUGAGGUUGGCAAAUUUUUUGCAGUCUCCCACCCUGGUGUUAGAAUGCGUAGUGGCAGCAAGGUCAAAUGAAUACGUGCUUGCACACAUCCGUGAGUUGGAGUCUCAAAUGGGCUUUCAUGUUGUGGACUGUUGCAUGAAGUUGGAAGAGGUUUGGUCUGGUAUGAGGUACCGAUGGUGGUUGAUUGCCACACACCGCAGACUUGGCCGUGUCCUUGUCCCUUCCUUCCCAAAAGGGUCACCGUUGGUUGUACGGGAUCUUAUGCCUUACACCAAAAGAUGGAGUGAUGAAGAUGAAGCCCAACUUGCCUUGACCCAACAAGAAAUCGAAAGAUUCCAACUUGGGGGUGAACCCUUGCGGAAAUAUGUCGUCCAACCGGACCAAAAGCUGCCAACAGCCUUGCAUAGUUGGGGAGGACAGACUCAGGCAUGCGCUUGUGAAUGCCGGCCACAGGGUUUUGCUGACCUCACCCUGCAAUCACGUGGACUUUUUGCUCAGCUGCUUCAGAUCCCUGGGUUAAGCAAUCAGAUCAAGUACCGUCACAUGCAUGCCUGUGAAGUUGCCAUUCAUAAUGGGGUCCCACCACUUCAACAAUGGAGCAGUGAUGCCAGACUGAAUCUGUGCGCAGUUGGGCAAUUGGCCAGUCCGUUUCAUGCAACAUGGGUAGCAACAGCGAUCCUCGCCCAUGUUCAAAAGCUUUUUGGACAUGACGCCCCAUUGGAACCACUCCGGUCACUGAGCAGUUUAAAACAUGUGGUUUUGCAGCAGAGCAAGGAACUUUUCCCUGCUAUCCCACGUGCUGUGCAGUUGCCAACAGAGGAACCCAGUGCACCACUUGGUUUUGCAUCGCCAAGUGGAAAACCUCAGGUUGAAGUCUCUGACAAUGUCGGAGCCACAGUGACAAUCAUGCACCAGCCUGAUAGCACAGUUCGACACUUGCUGGAAGCCGAAUGUGACUUGAUGCAUGUGCCUUUGUAUGAAGUCCAGGUGUGUACUAUGGAUGGUGUUGCUUUGCCAGCUGAUGCCCGCCUUUGUGAACACAAAGCCAUCCUGUUGAAAAAGCAUGGAUUCGAACCCCCGACAUGUGCCCAGCCUGACCCGGAAGUGCCUUUCAUGCCUGAAGACAUGGUCCCAUACCAACCUGAAGAUGUGGUUGCCAUGAAUGCACCUGCAGGUGAUGUUGCCACACAAGUUGAUUCCGAUGUUGACAUGUCAUGCCAUGACCAUGUUGCCCCUAUGCCCAUUGAACAUGUCAGUGUGCCCACCACCGUGCCGCCUACUGUUCUCAGUGAUGAAUCAGUACAGGCACUGCUGCAGUUGUCCACAAGUGGUUUGCUGGCCAUGGUACCUCCACUAGCGCCUGAUGUCGAGCUGUGUGCCACCCUGAGGUCCCAACGAGUCUCUUGGACUUUCCGAGACCAAUUGUUGACCAACCAGGCGCAUGUUUGGGCGGAUGAUGAAUUACUGUGGCACAUCCAGGCCACUGUGAUGUAUGCCCAAAAAACUGCAGUUCUCCUUGACCCUUUGCUUGCAACAGCUUGGACUCAACAUGGGACCGUGGAAUCUGUUCACGCAUGGAUCAACACAGUCGCAGAACCAACUGACCGGUUUGUUUCAGCCGUCCUGAUGAAUGGUCACUGGACCCCUGUUGUCUGGGUUUUGAAGUCAGCCUGCCUUGAAGUGCACACAUACGACCAUGAUGAUGUGGACUUGAAUGGGUUGAAUCGGCUUCAUGGACUUUUAUGCCAAGCCUUUGAUGUCCCGUCUUUCACCGUGUCUUGCCUGCGUCGGUCUUUCGGUGUCAACAUGUGUGGAGCCGCAGCAGUUGCUUUCCUGAUUGCCCAGCUCAACUACUCAGCUUUGCCCCGAAAUGAUGAGGAACUGAACGAGCUUAGCACUCAACUUCGAGCCCAGUUUCGAGUCUCCCACAUGUCUGCAGUCAGUGUCCGUCGGCCGUGGUGUUGGGGAGCUGGAAGUGAGGAGUUGCCUACACUCCUUGCCACGCUCCUGCAGUUUCAUGGUGUGCCUCAGACAGUGUCCAAGCAACGUGCCAAACUCGUCAUGCAGAGCCUUGGAAAAGACCAAGUCAGAACAGCACUUGAAGGAGUUUCUCCGUGGAAAAGCCUCAAGCAACUUGCCAACCUGCACAAGCCGGUCAUUCAGUUGGUCAUGCCGGAUGAACUUGCCAUGGUUGUCCAAGACCGCAAGAAGAAGCCAGCCACCAAAGACAAGCAGUCUCGCCCGAGACAAGUGCCAGCCAAGCCAGUUGACCUUGAUCCAAGCAGGUUGCAACUUGAGCCGGAUACGUUCUGUACAACACCUGAUGUCAUGAUGAUGCAGAUCCCACUGACACAAGUUGGACCUCUUGCCACCGGUGUUGCAUUGGUGACCCAUGCCGAAGCCAUGCCUUUCCUACAGGCAAACCAAGUGCUGACAGCUAAGGGACUUGCACUGCUCAUUGUCAAUGGCCCAGGUGACAUCCGCACAGACCUGCAAUCCUAA